Chroicocephalus ridibundus (black-headed gull) is the source of this 3280-nucleotide messenger RNA. It is a transcript of the gene BBS10, whose product is annotated as Bardet-Biedl syndrome 10. The coding region runs from base 703 to 2835 and encodes 710 amino acids. Gene Ontology annotation, molecular function: ATP-dependent protein folding chaperone; ATP binding. The transcript has 2 exons. The record is from RefSeq and is a predicted model, not a curated record. NCBI's taxonomy places the organism in Eukaryota, Metazoa, Chordata, Aves, Charadriiformes, Laridae. Gene Ontology annotation, biological process: chaperone-mediated protein complex assembly.
GUAUUGUAAACAGUGCCUUCUUGAUGGGUUUCUUGCUGUUCUCAGACACGUACAGAAGAUUUGUCAAGUUUGUGCCAUAUGUAACAUCUGACCUUUUGUGAGGGCUUCUGUGGUCGAAAACUUAACUUUCCUGCUUAGUCGAACUCGGGGCGGGCAGGGGGAUAAAUCUACCAUUAAAACAUCUUAAAUUAUUCCCAACUUUGUGGUUGUUACGGGGGAAAAAACGUAAUAAAAUAACAGCUUCCAGACAGGUUAUUUUGGGGUGCUGCCCGGCGGGGAGGGCAGGCCGGCCGCUGGCCACCGCUCCCCUCGCCCCUAACCGGCGACACGCCUUUCCUUCGGCCAAGCGGGAAAGUUAAGUCUUCACGACACCGAGCCUGCCCCUACCGAUUCGUAUCUGUUCGCUCGCCGCCCUUCCCCCUCGUUUAAGGGGUCUGAACUGUUACGGGGCGGCGCAAGCGGGGCCGCCCCUGGCCCGGGGCCGGCCCUGCCGCCGCCUCCUGCCGCACCCAAUAAAGACAUGUCACACCUCCGCGCCGCUGUCUUCUCUGCGCCGCUUCCCCCGUUACCGGGACGCGGUUUCCCUCCCGGCCUCCCCUCACCGGCUUCCCCUCAGAGCGCCGCGCAUGCGCCCCCUCAGCCGCAGCUCCCGGGUGCCGUGCGCAGCCGUGCGGCUCGGUGCAGGGAGGUGAGGCGGCGGCCAUGUCGCGGCGGCCGGAGCCCACUCGGUUGGCGCAGGAGGCGGCGGCGCUGGCGGGUGCGGUGCGCGGCGCCCUGGGUCCGCGGGGCGGGCGGGCGCUGCUGGUGCGGCCCACGGGGCAGGCGCUGCUGACGCGGGACGGGCGGCGCCUGCUGGAGGCGCUCAGCCUGGAGCCGCCGACGGCCAGGAUGAUGGCGGCCUGCGCCUGCAGCCACCGCGCCGCGACGGGGGACGGCGCCAAGACGUUCGUGGUGCUGCUGGCCGGCCUGCUGGGCGGGCUGCGGGAGGCGGGCGGCGGCCUGCGGCGGGCGCUGCGGGCCUUCGAGGAGGAGGUGCUGGAGCGGGCCGUGGCGCAGGGCCUGCGGGGGCACCUGCUGUCGGCCCUCCCCGGGCGGCAGGCGGAGGCGGGCGCCCUGGAGGCGCUGCUGGAGGCCUACCUGGGCGGCCGGCUGGGGCCGGGCGAGCGGCGGCGCCUGGCCCGCCUCUGCGGGGAGUUCUGCCGCCGCUGCAGCGCCCCGGCCGCCGACCCCCGCCCGCAGGUGCUGCGGCUCCUCGGGAGCCGCUUCGCCGAGCUGCACGCCACCGUGGCCGGCCUCCCCCUAGCCAGCUCCAGGGUCCUACCCGGCAUCAUCCUCCGCAGGGACUUUGCGGCCUACUGCCCGGCGGGGGGGGACCUGCGGGCCGUGCUCGUCACCGAGCCCCUCCGGACCCCCCUUCCGGCCCCCGGCGUCGAGUUUGUAGUCGAGUCCGAGGGUCAGUAUCAAGCCUCCUUGUGCUGGAUCUCCAGGAGAACAGAAGCCCUAAUGAAACACCUGCAGAGCAACGACGUCAAGCUGUUACUGUCAAGCGUGAAGCAAGAGGAAGUAGUUAUCUACUAUGCAAAAUUGCACGGUGUGUCUGUGGUAGAGUCCUUAUCGUCGGAAGAAAUUGCCCUGAUCCGUGAAAUCACAGGAGUCUCACCUUACGCACCUUUUGGUGAUAAUAUACACAGAGAAAUCACUGAAACCGCAGUGGCAACGUUUUGCCGGCCCUUGCUGCUGGGCUCAAAGAGAUGCGUUCACAUUGGCUUCACCAGCGUGUGCGCCUUUCAGCCCCAUUGCCUAAUUCUCUGUGGGCCAGUCGAUGGUGUUAAUGAGCAACAUGCUGCUGCUUUGCAAGGGGCGUUUACAAUGCUGCAGCAGCUAUUUAAGAGAGUUGAUCUGAGGGAGGAAUGCAAAGCUGAAGGUGAAAGCCAGAAUGAAGCCGCAGAUGCUUACAGCUGGCAUUCUUCAGCUACUCAGAAGCAACUCGCAAUAGAAAAUAUUUCUUGUAACAAUAAUUGGGUUUCUGAACAACUGGAAACACACAGGGAUGAAACAGAGACAGAAAUUAUAGACCCUGACUUGCAGGGAAGUGACAGUCCAGCAUGUGUGCAAACAAACUUGCAGAUACCCUCAAAUCCCAUCUCGCACAUUAUAGAAUUCAGUGUUGCCACCGAAGGAGAUGGGUCUUCAAGAGACAUGCAGAAACCACAUGCAAAAUGCGAGCAUCCAGGUGACUUGAGUGAGAAGCAUAAAAGCGAUUCACUUGGGGACAAUUGGAAGAGCUACAGCACUGCUGUAUCAGCAGCAGAUAAUGCUGGUGUAGUCACUGUGCGUGAAUGCCUAGAUGUUGGCAAAGAUGUAGAGAAAACAAGUUGCAAUGCAGUUCCAUUUAAACAUGGAAGCAGUUGUGUAAGUAUUGCACAGAAUUAUUCCAACUCCCUCAUAGAAGCAGGAUCGGUUUUGCCAGUAGGAGGUUACUUUGAAAUCCUGUUAAGCUAUUAUAUUCAGCACUAUGCAAAACAGUUUCGGCAGUCAGAAGUAACUGUCAUAGCUAAUGUAGUUGCUGAUGCUUUGCUAAGUAUUCCCAAGGCCUUAUACAGGACAACAGAACGAAACGGCUUUACCAAAUUCUAUCUCAAAGCCAUAAAUGCACUCAUAAAAAAUCAGCCACUGCCUAUAAAUGAGAAAGGCUUAGAAUUAGUGUAUUGCAAAUACCAGUUAGUCAUUUCAGUUCUUCACUGUGUUACAGAGCUUCUCUCCAUAGAUUUAAUAAUCGGUGUAAAGCGGCCACUGCAAAAAAUUGAGGAUAAUGACUCAGAAGAUGACUUCUGAAAUGAUGAAUAAAGAACGUUUUGAUAAUCUGUUUUCCUGUGUCUUCUUAUCAAAUGGACAUGUCGCAAAAUUUGCUGCUAGAGACCAAAAGAUACCCUUUAGUCUGAGACCUAACAUGCUUCUUUCCUCUUAAAAUAAAAGGACUAAAAAGGCUGAUCAGCUGAGAUUUGUGGAAAACUGGGUUGUGAACAGCACAGGCUUGAAGUUUCAAACAUGAGAAAGUGUAGCUGAUUUCCACUGCGGGUGUGUGGAUCCGUGUACGUGCAGAGGAUCCUCUGUACAUUCUAGCCAAGGGUGAACUUUGCCUCUUGUGGAGGUUUGAGUGUUUGUGCAAGUUAGAUGUCAUUAGUUUUCCUGGCACCUUAAAAGUUGCCAGUGUGACAUGAGCCACUGAACUUGCAAGUUGUAAGCAAGGGGGUUUUUUAACCUUCCUAAUAGGCUGGAU